AUAAACAAAUACCGAUGAGUCAAGGAGUGAUACAUGUGACUGUAACAUACCUCCCCACCAACAGAAAUGUGGGUCCACGCACAUUAAAACGAACAUCAGCGAAAUUGAAACAAACGGAUAAGAUGAUGAGUAGAGAAAAAGAAAAAGAAAAAAGAGAGAAAAACAGUUGUACGAAUGCCGAUACGAGGAGAAAAAGAAUAAAAGAAAGAGAAGAAACGACAGUAUAAUAGCAUUAUGAAAAGCGAAAAGAAAUAAAAAAACAAGUAAGGGCGAAUACGAUGUGUAUGACGACUCAGCUUUACGAGCUCGUUUUGCAAUCUACGAAACGAUAUUGAGAACAAUGUUUAGGCACCAUUUGCACAACGAGUUCCAUUUGAGGAGCGAGAAAAAAAAACGAUUCGACGAAGAGAAUUUGCGUUAAAAUUCACGAUUGUUGAUAAAGGGUGAUCCAUAAGUCUUGGGCCCUCUCAGAAAAAAUUGUUGUUUUCUAUUUAUUACGAAUUCAAAAAAGCUCAAAAUUGGACAUAUGAUCCCUUGUAACAUGGUGAAUAUUAUCCUAAAUUUUCAUGUGUCUAACCCGAUAAAUAAGCGAAAUACAUAAGUUAACAUUUUACAGAAUUUUUUCCCAAUUUCACAAAAACGCAACAAAACACCGAGGAUUUGCGUGAAAACAAAUGGAAACUAGCACAAUCUCAAAAAAUUAAUGAUACACAACGAUAUGGAAGAAUAAGAAGUGCCAAAAAAUUAUUACGAAAAUUUGGAUCUAAACCAACAAGAUCAAACUCAAGGUGGAAACGUUUAAUAAAUUCAGAUUUUAGUGGUCGUAUAAAUUUAAUACAAAAACAUAAUUCAAAAAAUGAUGUUAUUUGGUCAAAAGAUAAAACAACAAUUCCAGCUGAACUACUCACUGUCGGUCAACAAAAGUAUUGUCCUGGUGUUAUAAUAUUUGGCGCCAUUUCUUCACGUGGUUUAAUUCCAAAAGAAUCACCAAUUUUUAUUGAUGACUGGUUAAAAACAGAAUGCGAAAAGCUUGGCAAGAAACGACAUACUAUGGAUAGAUUUCUGUAUAUAAAAUUAAUAGAAAAAGAACUAAAACCUCAUAUUGAUAUGAUAUUUCCUGACGUAAAUGUUAUAUGGCAAGAUGAUGCCGAUUCGAAGCUUCGGUCAUCUUAUGCAUUGAAUAAAAUAGAUGAAUUGUUCUAUGAACGUAUCACACCUGAUGAAGAAGCUAGUAAAAUGGCAGAUAUUUGGCCAAUAGAAAAUGUAUGGGGACAUAUUAAAGAGAAAAUCGAUGGAUGUGAAAUUACAAAUAUAGCAAUGUUGAGAAACAAAAUUGUAAAGAUUUGGAAUACAAUAACUCCGAAAAUGUGCUCAAAAUUAAUUAAUUCGAUUCCGAAAAGAUUACAAUGUCUUAUCAAUAAACAAGGGUAUCCGAUCAACAAGAAAGAUUAUAAUAACAUGAUCAUUUAA
Rotaria sp. Silwood1 is the source of this 1470-nucleotide messenger RNA. The record is from the annotation of a GenBank genome assembly. NCBI's taxonomy places the organism in Eukaryota, Metazoa, Rotifera, Eurotatoria, Philodinida, Philodinidae.